This is a messenger RNA of Cydia splendana, 1564 nucleotides long. Its product is annotated as UBA-like domain-containing protein 1. Lineage: Eukaryota; Metazoa; Arthropoda; Insecta; Lepidoptera; Tortricidae. The transcript is spliced from 4 exons. Gene Ontology annotation, molecular function: protein binding. Bases 75 to 536 code for a protein of 153 amino acids. The record is from RefSeq and is a predicted model, not a curated record.
GAAAUUGACAUCAUUUACUUACUAUUUAUUUCCUACUCCGGCUGUGGUGGACUUAUUAUUUGAUUUUUAGUACAAUGGAUUCAGCUUUACGUGAGCAAGUUAUGAUAAAUCAAUUCGUUUUAGCAGCAGGAUGUGCCCGAGAACAAGCAAAACAACUACUUCAAGCUGCACAUUGGCAAUUUGAGACGGCACUAUCAAUAUUCUUCCAAGAGGUUGCAAUACCAGCUGGGGCUAAUGGCAUUGCUGCACCUUUUCGUCAGCAACUGAUGACGCCCUGCAACACCCCAGCGACGCCGCCCAACUUCCCGGACGCGCUAGCCGCGUUCUCGCGGCUGUCGACGACGGGCAGCCCGGCGGUGGCGGGGGGCGCCGGGCCAGCCGCCGCGCCGCCCGUGUCGCCGCUGGCCACGCACCCACCGCCCCCGCCGCAGGUGCAGAUGCAGAUGAACGCUUUCCCCGGAUCACCCAACUCGCAAAACAAUUAUGCACCACUCUCCUGCUCCACCGCAGUGUGCAGUGAACACAUGCCAAGAUAAAUUUGAAAGUAGUAGUUUAGGAGCAUGUAUAAUUUAUUUUUCUAAUGGUGCGCAUUGUGAGCUGUGGAAUUGUGUACGAAAAUGUUUACUUUACGAGACUUCCUGCUGCGGUGCGCUCGCGUACUAUCGGGGUGUUGUAGUCAAUCAUGUUAAAUAUAUUAUAAAAUAUUGUAUCUUUAUUAUAUACAGUUGUUUCAGAAACAAUAUGCACAAGAACAUCCUAUUUAAUUAUUGUGUUACAGUUUUUGGUAAUCAAAAUUUAUACCUGUGAUCCUAAUAUUUUGGUAUUGUACAAUAUAUGAAAUCAUAUUAUAAUUAAUUACUGUAUAAUAGGUAAAACGUUUGAAAUCAAUGUUAAUAUUUUAUUUGGUAAGUGUUAUACUGUCGAACAUUUUUUACAUAAGUGUAAUCACUGUUUAGAAAACAUUGGGUGCAACAGAGUGUAUGGUAAUUAUCCAGCUGCAUUUCGCAAAUGACAAUACUAAAUGCUGUAAUCAAAAACAAUGCAAUAUAAAGAAACUGGGAUGUUAAUACUCGCUUACAACCACUUACACAGUUAAUGAUAUCUGCAUAAUUCUCAGAUUUGAAAUAAUUUUAUAAGUAGCAUUGUACAAUUUUAGGUUAUAGGUAGCCUGUACAAUUUUAGGUUUCUUAUUAGCAAUUUAUAUGCAUUCAUUACAAUUUUACAUAUUGAUAAUAAAUUUAACAUAACAGAUAGGUUACCUUAUCAGUUCAUCUUUGACUUCUAAUUUCCAAUUGUUAUGCUCAAUUAAUAUUCGUUUUGGCGAUUGUAUAAUGUACUAUACUGUACUACGUAACGUAGUAAUACUUGUAAAUGUUUUAGAUCAUAGCUUUGAAACAGAUCUUAUAAUAAAAUAGGUACUUCCUGUUAAUUUAUAUAUUUUGAUAUCUUAUGUUUAUAAGAUUCAUUCUAAAUUAGUCAAUGUGUUGAAGAUCAUGAGUGUAAAAAACCUAAAAUUAUCAAUAUUUUCUUUUAUCGAUUAUAAAAGGUACCUAUGUAAAAAGAA